ACCCUUUGUUUACGUGGAAGGAGAGACGGUCGUGCUUCCGGGUUUUAUUUCUGCAGAUGUCAGACCAGUUUUAAAGAUAUGGCUACGGUACCAGCCCAGUCUCUCAGGGUGUCUGAAAUUAAAGACCCCACCGUUUUGUUUGAUCGAUACAGCACUGAUGAGAUUCGUGCUAUCGAGAGGAAAGUGCGGGGAGAGAUCGAGCAGAAGAAGGAAGAACUUCGACAGAUGGUCGGUGAACGAUAUCGGGAUCUAAUCGAUGCGGCUGACACGAUCGGUGAGAUGAGACAGUGCUCGGAAAGUGUGGUUCAGUCCAUUCAGGACAUGUACCGGUACUGCAAUAAACUUAAACAGACAAAAACAACCCCUCAGUCCAGCGGAAAGGCAGAGCAGGGUCAGAAGCAAUCCCAAGAAAAAUUUUACACUAUGGCAUCACAAAUUAAACUACUACUGGAAAUCCCUGAGCGGAUUUGGAGCUCCAUGGAGUCGUCGCAAUACCUGCAAGCCACGCAACUGUACCUGCUGUGCUGUCACCUUCACAGUCAACUACACUUGGAGGGCGGAGGUCAUCAUUACAGUCCCGUUCUCGCUCGCUUCCCCAUCCUGGUGCGCCAAGUAGCAGCUUCCGGUCACUUCAGGUCUACGAUCUUAUUGGAGAGUAAGUCUGUGCUACGCGGCAGGGCAGUGUCGGAUCAGGCGAUCGCUGAAGCGUUGGUCUCCACCAUGCUCCUGGAGGACAGCUCUCCUCGCCAGGCGCUCGCCGACUUCCUGCUGGCUAGGAAAGCAUCCAUUCAGCAGCUGCUUAAUCAGCCUCAGCAUGGUGCUGGUGUUAAAGCACAGGUUUGUUCUUUGGUGGAGCUGCUGGUCACCACUCUAUACCAGGCUUAUGCUGUGUUUUACGUUCCACCCGAUGGCCAAAUAUCUGACACUGGAUUGGGCUGUGGCCUGCUUUUUAGCACUUUGGAGAAUGUGACCUCUAACACUACUGGUGAGAGUAAUCGAAAUUUUGUUCACACUCAACCAAUAAACCAUCAUCCAACAUUUUUCAUUUUCUAUGAUGCAGGAAAAGAAAAGAAGGUUCUGGACAAUGAGGUGAGUCCAGGGAGCUGGUUUAAACACCUCCCUUCUUCGGUAAUGAACUUCCAGCCUACUCUUCGAACGCUAGCACAGCCAAUACAGAGAGAGCAGCUCAGAGACACACUACAGCAGUGGAUUGAUACCUGUAAGGAGGAUAUCCGCAGUGGGGUUAGCAGCCUGCUGGUCUAUGUGAAGAGUCUGAAGGGUCUGGCUGCCAUUCGAGAUGCUGUGUGGGAACUUCUCAGCAGUGAAUCCAUCAGUCAGCACUGGAACACAGUGUGCCAGAGCCUCCUGGAGCGACCUCUGGCCCUGUGGGAUGACCUUUUGCAGCAGCUGUUUCUGCAGAGACUUCAGGCCAUCACACGGGAGGGCACAGAGGAGAUCGCUAGCAGCUCAAGACAGCUUUUGUCCUCAGCUCUGCGGGAUCUCCACAGCCAGGUUUCGGCUGGAAGUUUCAGCAGGGGUGCACAGUACGAGAGCGACGUCGCUGCUUUCCUGUGGUCCGAGUCUCAAGGGGACCUGCUUAGUGACGCAGCCUGGGUAAGCGUCUCCCAACGUAGCCCGCAGCAGAAGAGCGGCCUGUCCAUGAAGACACAGGCCAUCACCCCCUGCGUCCAAUCGUUCUGCUCCGCUCUGGACUCUAAACUCAAAGCCAAACUAGAUGAUCUGCAGCACUACUUACCCUCUGAAAACAACAACAAUAAGGAACUAUCGGAGAUAGUCCCGCCGACGACCACCUCUCCCAUUAACCGCUUUAUGGAUGCUGGAGCGGUGGAGGAGAUUCUGAGAGAUCACUGCCUGGCCUGUGUGAAAGACACCCUAGCUAGUGUGCGCUCUGAGCUGGCAAAUGGCCAGGCGAAGGCCGCCGGCCCCAGUCAAUUAGGUUCAGUGCUAUUCAUGGCCAGGCUGUGCCAGUCGAUGGCCGAGCUGUGCCCUAGUUUAAAACAAUCCAUUCUGGGAAAACAAGGGGGUGUGGAUUUUGUCAGCAGAGGCACGCCACGACAGGGCAAGAAGUUGGGCAAAGGCAGCACGGCCAGGGCAUCCGAGGUCAGCCCGGCUCUGGCCAAGUGGACCAGCCUGAAAGAGGAACUUUUGUCUUGUAGCAUGGAGGCGUAUGGGAUCUGGAGCUCUGCACUCACUAAGGCACUUGUGGGUAACUUUGCGGCAACCCUGCAUGCCAGAACUGCCGGCUCCAUCCUGGGUACUGCAACAAACUGGGAGGAGCUUGAAAUACAGGAGGAGACGGAGUCAGGAAACAGUGUAAUGUCUAAAAUACGCCUCCCUGCACAGCCAUCAUGGUAUGUCCAGUCUUUACUCUUCCAUCUGUGCCUUGAGGUCAACCGGGUCGGAGGUCAUGCAUUACCAAAGGUCACUCUAAUGGACAUCUUGCGGGGAUGUCUGGAUCAGGUACUGAGCGAGUAUGAAAAACUCACUCAGAAGACACAGAGCAAGGAUGAAGCCUUCCCCAUGACCCAGAACAGAGCUUUACAGUUGCUGUUCGACCUCCGGUAUGUCAGUGUCACUUUAGGUGGACGUCUCGAUGAGGGCAGGACUUCCAGAUCACAGCAAGACCCAAGGAUCCAGCAGGUCUGUGACUCCCUGGAAGGUCACAUUGAUCCAUUCGACUUGGAUGUUUUCACUCCACAUCUGAACAGCAACCUGAACCGAGUCUCACAAAGAACUUCUGUUCUUCUAGGAUUGUUGUCUGGCACAGAGAAACAGUUCACCACUAGGACUAACAAUAUCAACUCUCAGGAACCAUACAACAUCCUUCCAUUGGCCAGCAGCCAAAUCAGAUUUGGCUUGCUGCCGUUAAGUAUGACGAACACUCGGAAAGCCAAAUCAGCCACACAUGGAGCAGACAUCACUAGACUGUUUUACGUGGCAGAGAAGUAGCAGAAGAGCUACAGGAUCUCAAGACAACGGGCGGCUCCUUCUGCUUCAGCUCCAGAGGACAGCUUUCGGCCAGGAAAUCUUUUUAGGCAGUUAGCCAAUCAAGAAGAGGAAUCUGCAGCCCCCUCUCUCUUCAAAUUAGGCUGGCUUUCUGGCAUGGCCAAAUAAACUUUUAGUUGUAAUAUUAAUAUUUUUUAUUUUUAAAUGCAUAAAAAGCUCUGUAAUAUAAUAUAAAGUACAUUUUGAAAUGUGAAA
This is a messenger RNA of Paramisgurnus dabryanus, 3222 nucleotides long. NCBI's taxonomy places the organism in Eukaryota, Metazoa, Chordata, Actinopteri, Cypriniformes, Cobitidae. The record is from RefSeq and is a predicted model, not a curated record.